AUGGAAAACUCAUCAUCAUCUGCAAACUCAUUCAACUCGAACUACAACCACCAAGAAGCUCCUCUUUGCCACUGCAGAAAACCGACGAAAAUGACCCAGUCGUGGACCGAUGAGAAUCCUGGAAGAAUGUUUUUCAGAUGUGAUACUCAUGGGUUCUCAAUGUGGGCGGACAAAGAGAAACCUUAUGGUUGGCAGAAGGUUCGAUUAAUUGAGGCUAGAGAGCAGAUUCGUCGUCAAAAAGACGAAAUCAGAGAGCUUGAAGCCACUCUUCGAGAAACUCAGCAAGGGAUCGAUUCGAGAAUUUCAGCAAAUGUUACUGCAGAAAUGUCUGCCGAGGAGAAGAAAAAGCGUGAAUUUGAAGCAAUGGCAUCAAAAGAAAGGGAGAAAUUGUUGCGCCAAUUUGUGGUUGUCUCAUGGGGAGGAUUCAUUGUAAUUGCAGCAAUGAUACUUACAAUGGUGAAGAAGUAG
Messenger RNA from Eutrema salsugineum, 468 nucleotides. RefSeq lists its product as uncharacterized. The record is from RefSeq and is a predicted model, not a curated record. The transcript has a single exon. Lineage: Eukaryota; Viridiplantae; Streptophyta; Magnoliopsida; Brassicales; Brassicaceae. Bases 1 to 468 code for a protein of 155 amino acids.